AUGGGGAAGAAAGGGGCGAGUGCACGUGGGGGAUUGCAAGAGGGUCACGUGAGAACUGGGGAAGACGCCGAUGCCCCCAUUUGGCCCGUUCGCAAGUCGGAAACCCCGCCACCAGACCGGGGCACCGAUCCCGCCGUCGCUGGAGGUCAUCGAAUCGGUGAAGACCUAGGCAAGACACCAAAAUCAAGCUGUUUGCUGGGGCCUGCCCAAUCCCCUGACUAUCCCAAGCCCUGCUCGGCAGUGUUGCCACACGUUGGUUGGAGGCGCGCACGCAGCAAACUAAUCUGCCUCGACUGGCAAUUUUUCACCAAACACGAUGGCUCUCUCUCCCUCAAAAAAGCCUGA
Messenger RNA from Mesocestoides corti, 345 nucleotides. The record is from the annotation of a GenBank genome assembly. NCBI's taxonomy places the organism in Eukaryota, Metazoa, Platyhelminthes, Cestoda, Cyclophyllidea, Mesocestoididae.